GUUCCAUGUCACAGUUGAGAUCCGACUCUUCAACAAGCAGAAAUAUUGAAAAAUGUUCAAGCUCGCAGUAGUCACGGUUCUUUUUGGCUUUUUGGCCAUUGCGUUUGGUAACGGUAUGCCUGGUAUGCCUGGUGGUAUGUCUCAAAUGCCUCAUAUGCCAAGCCUCGACGAGAAUCCAUCCGAUUCGAUGCCACCCAUGCCUUCUUCAUUAGUACGCGUGGCCCGCGAUUUGAUGAAUCCUAUGGUUGCGGGUACCGAUGGGGCCGCAAUCGCUGGCACAAUGGGUCAAGAGAUGAUGAUGGCCGGUGCUAAAAUGAUGGGAGCAGCGGGCACCGUACCAUUUCACACUCUUGGCGGAGGACCUCCUAUGGGUGGACCUGGUGGACCUAUGGGUGGGCCUAUGAGCGGCUAACAAGCAUGUAUCAACUGCAGAAUUAAAUUUUGCUCAAAUUAAUAUUCAUUAAAUGUGUAAUGAUAUAAAAUAGAAGAUAAU
This is a messenger RNA of Trichogramma pretiosum, 493 nucleotides long. RefSeq lists its product as uncharacterized. Lineage: Eukaryota; Metazoa; Arthropoda; Insecta; Hymenoptera; Trichogrammatidae. The transcript is spliced from 5 exons. The record is from RefSeq and is a predicted model, not a curated record. Bases 53 to 412 code for a protein of 119 amino acids.